AUGCUUUCAUUACAACUUGCGCAUCAAUUGGCUGGUAAAAAUGUGUUACUAGUAGGAGCUGGUGAGGUCGCAAUGACACGAAUUCCCAAACUUUUGCCGACGGGUUGCAAAUUGACUGUGAUAGCACCCCAUAUCCACCCUGACAUGUGGGGCCACAUUGAUGCAACUCAAGACCCCAAAACGGACACAUAUGUGGACCUAGAGUGGAAUUUGAACAAAAACAAAAUUUAUCAAAUUAUCCAAAGAGAGUUCAAUAACAAAGACCUCAUACUGUUUGGCGAUGGCCUUUAUUCAAACGUGAAAAAGGAACAGUUCUUGAAUGAUGAGCUGGACUCGGAAAGUGCGGAUAACCUGGACUUGGCAGUCUCCGGAUGGCAUUUGAUUUUAACAUGUAUCCCCGAUCCAAAAUUGAGCGAAAAAAUAUACCGUGGUGCGAAGAUAGUUUUAGGACAGCAUGUGUUGUGCAACGUUGCCGAUAAUCCACCACUGUGCGACUUUUAUUUUGGCAGCAACGUAAUAUUAGGCAGCGACGAGAAUGGCGGGAAGCCAAUUCAAAUUUUAAUCUCCUCAAAUGGGAACUCCCCUAGGUUCACUGCUCUGCUAAAACAAGAGAUACAACAGCAGUUUGGGAGCGUGCCGAUAGGUGCAAGUGUAGGCAAGUUGGGCGAUCUCAGAUCUCGCGUACGCCAUAUCUCGGAAGGCGGGUCAGACUCAAAACUGAAUAGACUGGAACUGAUCAAAUAUCGAAUGGAGUGGAUCCGUAAUUGUACAGAUGCGUUUGGCGUUACACAUUGUCAUGAGAUAGACGUAGAGAAGACUACACAGCUGUUUUCAAAUAUGUUUGCGAAUUUAAGCUUAGAUUUGCCUGAGCGGGAAAUCAUGUUACAAGAAUAUCUGGAAGGGACACAGAACUAA
Lachancea dasiensis is the source of this 915-nucleotide messenger RNA. The record is from the annotation of a GenBank genome assembly. NCBI's taxonomy places the organism in Eukaryota, Fungi, Ascomycota, Saccharomycetes, Saccharomycetales, Saccharomycetaceae.